Messenger RNA from Mollisia scopiformis, 1295 nucleotides. RefSeq lists its product as uncharacterized. The coding region runs from base 263 to 817 and encodes 184 amino acids. NCBI's taxonomy places the organism in Eukaryota, Fungi, Ascomycota, Leotiomycetes, Helotiales, Mollisiaceae. The record is from RefSeq and is a predicted model, not a curated record. The transcript has 3 exons.
AAAGCAACACGGUGGAGCAUUGGCACACGUAGACGCCCAAAAAUUGUCUCGUGGUUGAACAUCUUACAGAAAUUCUCAUCAUCUGAUCUCGGAUUUCAUGGAAGUUGAAGACACCUGCAGCCACGCAGAUCCCAGGCUGGGCACAAGGGUUCUGCCGUGAUUCAAUCCCAGCCAGGUCAAUGUCCGACAAGCUGUUGGACAUGAAGAAACGAAACCUCCACACCUUCAAUAUCUUCACCGUUGGCAUUCGAAACAUAUCACAAUGAUCACAAGACCUGUAUUACGGGUCUAUAAAUUGUCAUCCGGGGUCAAAUGCUCGGUGACUAUUCCGAUUCGUCGAGACUUCUCGACCUCCAAGGCGCAAGCCGCCAAAAAUUGCAUCUAUGCCCCUGUACGCCGUCCUGACGAAUUCCAAUCAUACCUACUCCUCUCCACUUCUUCUCGGAUUCCUCUCCUGACAUUCUGGACGGCCAGCUAUUGCAAUACCUGCAGGGCUGUCUCCCCUAUCCUCAAUGAGCUUAUAAAAUCGGGAAUUGGCGAGGAGGAGGGUGGGGUAUCAUUCUGCGAAAUAGAAUACGACUCUCCGGAUAUCAUGAAUGAUGGUUUGGGAAUGACUUAUAUGAUCACUAGCAUGCCUACUUUGCUGAGCUUUGAUCGUGGAGAAGCACAGACUGGCACAAAAGUCACAGACCCGAAGCAGAUGAAAAACAAAGAAUGGUUGAAGGAAUGGAUACGAAACGAAGCCAGACGGCAGGGUAGCGGAGGUGCAGGUUUAGGGACAUUUGGAUUUGGAGGCUUGUUCGGGAAAUCCAAAUAGGUGCAUUUCUAGCAUUUAUUCGUUUCUCAUGUCCUCGUGAAGCCUGGCAUAACCACCUGCUGUUGAAACCGACCGCCCGCCCAAAAUACAGUAUGUUCCCUGGGAUCUACAGCUCUUCACGGGCAGUAGAACACUUCCUGCACGCCUUUCCACCAUGCUGGCUCGCCGUCGUGGCUGGAUUUUGCACCGGGAACCAUGCUUUCCUGCAUCUCAUCGGUCAUUCUCCACCAUUCUUGAACUUUUGGGUUGUCCCUCAUCUUUUCCACUGCGAAUAACGAAUCAGUAUCCACAGUAUCCACUCUUGAGAGGGUUGAAGAAAGGAAGGCAUGGAAAUAUUCUCUUGAAAACAUGAAAAAGACUCAAAAAGGCAGUAGGAAGGCUGAGAAGGUAGGUUGCUUACUAUCUCCUGCAUAAUUGUACCCAACAUAUUUGAAAGACGCAAAAAGAAUACUGGUUUCUGGGUCAUGGAAAAUAGAGU